Messenger RNA from Vicia villosa (hairy vetch), 2048 nucleotides. Its product is annotated as zinc finger protein VAR3, chloroplastic-like. NCBI's taxonomy places the organism in Eukaryota, Viridiplantae, Streptophyta, Magnoliopsida, Fabales, Fabaceae. Gene Ontology annotation, cellular component: cytoplasm. The coding region runs from base 148 to 1656 and encodes 502 amino acids. The transcript is spliced from 6 exons. The record is from RefSeq and is a predicted model, not a curated record. Gene Ontology annotation, molecular function: mRNA binding.
UAAUAGUGAUGAAAUAUUAGAUUGUAGCAUAAAUUUUACCAUUAAACUAAUUUCCGUUCUCAAGUAAUUUUCUGCAUUUAGCUUGCUGAAAAAAAAUCAAAUAUCACCACGCAUGAAAUUGAGGUGAACCCAUAAGGAUUACUGGGAAUGAUUCGAAACAUUUUGAAACGUUGUCAUCACUUUCACUACAACCCAACAACAAAUUUCAACGUUAAAACUGUCCUCACUUCACUCAUUCACACUCUUUCCAAUCCAAACCAAAACGAAUUGAAUGAAUACAAAUGGAGGAAUCAACAACAACGAGAAGAUGAAGAGAAACCCGCGUUUCAGAUUUCUCAUCCAUGGCCUGAAUGGGUAGACUUGAUGGAAUGUUUGCUCAAAAAGGGUCACUUCCAUGCAGAGGGUAACCCCUUUUUGAAUCCCCAAUUGGGUUCAAAAGAAUCCAAUCUUAUUAGAACCGCUUGCCUUAACUUUGGUAGAGACCAUUCUCAUCUUUUAAGGUUUUUGUCUCGAAAAGAUAUAGGAGUUAUUGUAGCAUUUGGAUGUCCAAGCUUAGAUAGGAAAGUGAUCAACUCAGGAAAGCGUCUAAGAGCAUAUGCGGGCAUUGAUGAGGGAAAUGUGUGCAGCUCGUGUAAUUUGAGGGGGAAUUGUGAAAGGGCAUUCGUGAACGCGCGUGAGAAUGAAGGUGGAAGAACAAUGGAUGUUAUGCGUAUUAUUUUGACUUAUGGGCUUGACCCAAUUAUUGGUUCAGUGGAUAACAAACCAUCUCUGAAUAAAAUGGUAAAAGAAUCUGUUAGAAGACUGCUGAAAAAGAUAGUAGAGUGCAGUGCUGAAGACCAAAAACCCAAUUUUUCAGACACCACAGAGGUUGCUGUCAAAGAUGUUUAUCACAAUCCACAAGAUAAAGGCAAAAAACACGGUCCUAUGAAACAAGGCGAUUGGCUUUGCCCCAAAUGCAAUUUUCACAACUUCGCGAGAAAUAUCAAGUGCUUGCACUGUGACAACUUCUGUGAGGAAAAAAUCAAGCAAUUGAAGGAGGAUAAUAAUCAUUUACCUUUGAAGAAAGGAGAUUGGAUAUGCAACAAAUGCAACUUCCUCAAUUUUGCAAGGAAUACAAGAUGUUUGCAAUGCAAAGAAGGGCCUUCAAAUCGCCGUGUUAAUCCAGGGGAGUGGGAAUGCGAAUCGUGCAACUACAUCAAUUUCAGAAGAAACAUGGUUUGCCUGAAAUGUGAUCAUAGAAGACCUAAGGUGUCAACUACUUCAAACUCUUCCCUUCAACCUCAAGGAGAAGAUAGCAGAUUGACUUUUGCAGGAUAUCGGUUUGAUAGUAACAAAGAAUCACCAAUGGUGUCGGAAAGAAAGAGCAGAAAUAGAGAUUCACAAAAGUGGAGAUUUGUAGAAGAUGGAAUUGAACAUCAUAGCUAUUUAGAGAACUCAAAUGAUACUUCAGAAGUUUUAGCUUUUCCUAUUGCUGGAGGUAAGACUGGCAUGUCUAAGACAGAAAGGGGAGAAGCUUAUAAGAAUGAGCCGCUAAGUCAGUGCAAAAAGCACUCGUGGCAAAAUGAAACCAAUGACGAGUUUAGUUCUUCUGAUGAUCCGAAUUCUGAUGAUGAAGAGAUGGCUGAAUGGUUUGGAAAGAGUAAGAAUGCUAGGUAGAAUUCUAGGAAGAGAGACUUUGAUGAUGAAGAGAUGGCUGAAUGAUUUGGAAAGAGUAAGAAUGCAAGGUAGAAUUCUAGGAAGAGAGACUUUGACCUUAUACUUCUAAUGUUUGUAUGAAGCGUUGAAUUUUAUGGCCAAUACCAAGAGUCAAUAUAUGUAACAUACUUGUGAGGCUCCUUACUUUUUGUUGAGUUGCAACUGGAAGCAUAGGUUGCAUUAAGGUCGGUGGAGUAAAGUUUUGGCACAUCCAUGCUAUGAGUUAUGAGUUAUAAAAUUAGGAUUUUUUGUGGUCAAAUAUAAUGAAUACAUUAUGCUUUUUUCUUUAUUCUAGUUGAAGUGAGAUGAGUUUGAUUGUAAAGACAGUGUUGGCUGGCAAAGGAGAAUAUAUU